UGAUGGCUGAGGAUCUAGGCGUGGAGGCGAAGGAGGUGGCGGUGCGGGAGGUGGCGAAACUGCUGUCGCUGCCGGAGCAUUUGCUGUCCAUCGCUUCGAUCAAAGCUGAUUACAUUUCGCGCCAACAGGUUGUGGAGCUUCGAAAUUGAAGUUGAGGAAGCCAAACGAGUUCUUUUUUUAUUUGGUUAUUGACUUAUUGAGGAUGUGAAGUUUCGAAUUUUGAUGGAAUACUUGGGGAGACUUCUUUGUUAGUAGUACUAUUUAUAUUGCCAUUGCAUUGCAUUGUUCGAUGAAUACGAAUUAUGAUCACGCAUCUUGGGUUGUUUUGCACCAUUAACAGUUAUCUUAUUGAAGGAAAGCACGCUGUGGAUGUUGAGUAUUUCGUUUAUCUUAUCUUAGUUUGUUGUAAGUGACAACUUUUUGGAUAAAUGAGCUUUUAAAAGGUUUUGGUGAGUUUCUGGCUGCUUGGUGUUUGAUCGGGAUAUUGAUGCUGGUGUGUUUUUGGGUUAAUUUGAUUAUAAGUUUGAGGUUGUGUGUUUUCCUUAUGGCACAUUUGUGAUGCUGGACGAGGAUUUAGAAAUUUACUCAGACGCGGUUAUUGUAGUUCAGGUACGUAUGACUGUACGGAUUUGUUCAGAACUAACCUCUGCUGGUAUAUGUUUGUAGCUUAAAUUUAGCAUUUAAAAUGUGAUAGUGAACCGCGUCAAAUUCAGGCAAGGUAUUUGUAGAGGUACAAGGGAGGAAUUUGGGGUCCCUUCAGGUGUAAUGUAGUUCAAGAUAUUUUAUUUUCUAUAUCUAAAUAAGUUGACAAGGAAUAGACUCUUCCUUUUUUGAUUUUUGUUCUUAUUUCUUCCUCUUAAGUCUUAAGUUCUUAACUAUAGCUUUAUAGUUUAUAAUAAAACUAACUUUCCGUCCACUCUCAUUUUAUGCUUACUGCUUAAAAUUAAUUAGAUUCUAUGCUGAUACUGUGUUCAGCCUUCAGCUUUUAUGACUGUUUAAAGAAUUAGAAAGCCAGCUUGAUCAUAAUUCAUAAGAUAUUUUAGUCGGUUGCUCCAGCUUGGAACUCGGUCUCCCUGCUUUUAGUCUCUACUCUCUAUGAAGAUCAAAUGGCCUUGUUUGCCCUGAUGAGCAACACAAUCUUGUUUAAGACCUCAAUCAUGUCUAGCAAUCUGCACCCUUGUUCACUUUAGUCUGCGUGUGAUUGUCACUGCUUUAUCCAACAAGAGUUUCUCAGAGAGGUUUAUUUUAUAUAUAUAUUGCAUUGUGCUUCUUUUCUGAAUCAUUAGAAGUUAAGAAAUUCGUUAGUUAGUUUCUGUUUGUUCUCGUUUCUUUUCAUUAUUUCUAGCUUGCGUUAAAAUGAAGAUUAAUCCUGCACACGGUGAUGGACAUUUCUGUAUGGUUUGGUUUCAGGCAAAUGAUGCACAACUCAGUACAAUGGUUGUCGAACAGGUUGAGCAGGCACAAGAAGGUCUUGAGUCACUGUCCUUGUCUGAGACAACAAUAAGUCAUCUCAAAGAUAAUUUUGUUGAGAUUGAAAAGUUAUGUCAAGAAUGCCAAACAUUGAUUGAUAAUCAUGACCAAAUAAAGCUCCUCAGUAAUGCAAGGAAUAACCUAAACACCACUCUGAAGGAUGUUGAGGGUAUGAUGUCAAUCUCUAUUGAGGCUUCUGAGGCACGUGAUUCUUUAAGUGAUGACAAAGAACUUAUCAAUACCUACGAGAGGUUAACUGCUCUGGAUGGAAAACGAAGGUUCGCAUUAGCUGCUGCAUCAUCUCAUGAAGAUGAGAUUGGUCGGCUGAGGGAGUACUUUGAAGAUAUAGAUCGUACAUGGGAGACAUUUGAGAAGACUUUGUGGGGUCAUAUUUGCAACUUCUUUCAACUUGCUAAAGACAGCCCACAAACACUUGUUCGUGCACUGAGGGUUGUUGAAAUGCAAGAAACCCUGGAUCAACAGCUAGCUACAGAAGCAGCUGAGGCAGAAGGAGAUGGUGCAUUGGAAUCUAUUUCUAAUCCUCGCAGAAAUGCCAAGAAUCUUGGGCAGAAGAAGUUGAAAGUUCAAGGCAAAGGCUACAAGGAUAAAUGUUAUGAGGAAAUAAAAAAGUCUGUUGAAUCGCGUUUUAACCGAUUGCUCUCUGAGUUUGAAAUUCAGGACCUAAAAGGAGCUUUAGAGGAGGCUAAAAAGAUUGGUGAAGAGCUUGGAGAUAUUUAUGACUAUGUUGCUCCAUGCUUUCCCCCAAGAUAUGAAAUAUUCCAGCUCAUGGUGAACCUAUACACAGAGCGGUUUAUUCACUGGCUACGACUACUGAGUGAUAGAGCUAAUGAUCUGUCAACUAUGGAUAUUCUAAAGGUAACUGGAUGGGUAGUUGAGUACCAAGAUAAUCUAAUUGGACUAGGUGUUGACGACUCUCUAGCUCAAGUUUGUUCUGAAAGUGGUGCAAUGGACCCCCUUAUGAAUGCUUAUGUUGAACGAAUGCAAGCCACAACAAGGAAAUGGUACUUGAAUAUACUUGAUGCUGAUAAGGUCCAGCCACCAAAGAAAACAGACGAUGGGAAGCUUUACACCCCAGCUGCUGUUGAUUUCUUUCGCAUUCUUGGAGAGCAAGUACAAAUUGUACGAGAUAAUAGCACGGAUGUCAUGUUAUACAGAAUUGCUUUGGCCAUCAUUCAGGUCAUGAUUGAUUUUCAAGGAGCUGAAAGGAAGACAUUGGAAGAACCGGCUUCUGAAAUUGGUUUAGAAGCUUUAUGUGCAAUGAUUAAUAACAACCUUCGGUGCUAUGAUCUUGCCAUGGAGCUGAGCUCGAGCACCCUUGAAGCUCUCCCUCAAAAUUAUGCAGAGCAGGUUAAUUUUGAGGACACUUGCAAAGGCUUCCUGGAGGUUGCAAAGGAAGCUGUUCAUGAAACUGUCAGUGUCAUUUUUGAAGAUCCAGGAGUUCAGGAGUUGCUUAUAAAGCUAUAUCAGAAAGAUUGGCUGGAAGGACAAGUAACUGAGUACCUAGUUGCAACGUUUGGUGAUUACUUUACAGAUGUCAAAAUGUACAUUGAAGAAAGAUCAUUUAGGCGAUUUGUUGAGGCCUGCCUGGAAGAAACAAUUGUUGUCUACGUCGACCAUAUGCUUGUACAGAAAAAUUACAUUAAAGAAGAGACCAUCGAAAGGAUGAAACUUGACGAAGAUGUUCUCAUGGACUUUUUCCGCGAGUAUAUUAGUAUUUCUAAAGUCGAAAAUAGAGUAAGGGUUCUGGUUGACUUGAGAGAACUUGCUUCAGCAGAGAGCCCGGAUUCUUUCACGCUCGUGUACACAAACAUCCUUGAACAUCAACCAGACUGUCCACCAGAAGUGGUCGACAAGUUGGUGAGCCUACGAGAAGGCAUACCAAGGAAAGACGCGAAGGAGGUUGUUCAAGAGUGCAGAGAAAUCUAUGAAAACUCUCUCGUUGAUGGCAAUCCUCCAAAGGCGGGCUUUGUCUUCCCCAAACUGAAGGCCCUGUCGGCUUCCAGAGGCCGUCUAUGGCGAAAGCUCACCUAGUUCCGUUAUCAGUUUUUCCAUGUCACGAGCCGAGCAGUUAUCCUGCAACCUUCUUCCAACCUUACCUGUUUAUAUAUGAGUGUAUCUAUUGAUUUAUUAUAUAUGUUGUAUUAUUUUCAGCAACGCUUGUAGUAACAAGAUUGGAUUUCGUGGAAUGAUUCGUUUGUGUUGGCUAUUCUUCAAGGUAAUGUUAGAACAUAUAUUUUGAAAA
Salvia splendens (bonfire salvia) is the source of this 3733-nucleotide messenger RNA. RefSeq names its product exocyst complex component SEC6. Gene Ontology annotation, cellular component: exocyst. Gene Ontology annotation, biological process: exocyst localization; exocytosis. Gene Ontology annotation, molecular function: SNARE binding. The coding region runs from base 1357 to 3522 and encodes 721 amino acids. The record is from RefSeq and is a predicted model, not a curated record. The transcript has 25 exons. NCBI's taxonomy places the organism in Eukaryota, Viridiplantae, Streptophyta, Magnoliopsida, Lamiales, Lamiaceae.